AUGCAGGGCCUCGCCGGCAGCGCGCUGCUGCGCCCCGUGGCCCCCGCGCGGCCCGUCCCUGCCCGUGCCGCCACGGCGCACAUCCCCGCCCGGCACUUCGCGGCCGCGCGUCCGUUCGCGGCCCCCGCCCGCACCGGCCGCCACCACCUCCUCAUCGUCAAGGCCGUGGACAACAUCGAGGCCGAGACGCAGGGCAAGUUCGAGAAGACGUUGGAGAAGAUCACGGAGAGCUUCACGUCGGUCCGUACGGGCCGCGCGAACCCUUCCAUGCUCGACCGCGUCAACGUCGACUACUACGGCGCGGCCACGCCGCUGAACUCGAUCGCGGGCAUCAGCGUGACGGACGCCACGACGCUCGUGAUCCAGCCGUACGACAUGGCCGCCAUGAAGGACAUCGAGAAGGCGCUCAUGGAGUCGGACCUGGGCAUGACGCCGAACAACGACGGCAAGGUCAUCCGGCUCAUUCUGCCGCCGCUGACGGAGGAGCGCCGCAAGGAGCUCACCAAGACGGUGUCGAAGCUGGGCGAGGAGGGCAAGGUGGCGGUGCGCAACAUUCGGCGGGACGCGAUGAAGGCAGUGGAGAAGGCGCAGAAAGAUAAGGACUCCCCUAUCUCCGAGGACGAGGCCAAGGGCCUGGAGGAGGCCAUCCAGAAGCUGACGGACGCGGCCGUGAAGAAGGUCGAGGAGGCCGUGGCCGCCAAGAGCAAGGAGCUGACCACGGUGUGA
Molecule: messenger RNA, 726 nt
Organism: Pedinophyceae sp. YPF-701
Lineage: Eukaryota; Viridiplantae; Chlorophyta; Pedinophyceae
Source: the annotation of a GenBank genome assembly